GACCAUCCUUUCCGCGCGCUCGUGCACUUCCAUUGUCGUCGGUCGUCGCCGUCGCCAUCAUCGAGCCCAUUGCAUUUCGAUUCUUCGCAAACAGACGUGAAAACCCAUUCCGCUCAGUUUGCGAUCAGGCGAGGAAGAAGUGGGAAAUGGGUUCCGGCCAAUCCGCCGAUGAGAAAUCACUCCACGAGUUCACCGUCAAGGACAGCAAAGGCAAUGAGGUGAAUCUCGGUGCUUACGAAGGGAAGGUUCUUCUCGUCGUUAACGUCGCUUCCAAAUGUGGGUUCACCGAACAGAAUUACACUCAGCUGACUGAACUUCACAACAGGUACAAGGAUAAAGGAUUUGAAAUCUUGGCAUUUCCAUGCAACCAAUUUCUCAGACAAGAGCCAGCAACUAGCCAGGAGGUGGAAGAAUUUGCUUGUAACACAUACAAAGUCGAAUUUCCCAUUUUCCAAAAGGUUUGUGUCAAUGGGCAAGAAACAGCGCCCCUGUACAAGUACCUGAAAGCACGUAAAACUGGAUUUUUGGGUUCAAGAAUAAAAUGGAACUUCACCAAGUUUCUAGUAGACAAGGAAGGGCGAGUCAUCAACCGCUACGGGACAACUACGCCUCCACUUGCCAUCGAGGAACACAUCCAGAAAGCAUUGGGAGUGGCAUGAUUGUCAUUCUGUGGCCUAUCAAAGUUACAGAAGUUGGUUUAACAUGUCUUGACUAGGAGACGGAAUAAAGUAUAUGAAAGCAACAGAAGUUUCUGUUGCUGUGACUGAUUAUCUCCAUACUAAGUGCUUAUUGUCUAAGUUAGUUCUCACAAAGCUUUUUUCUGUUAACAUUACCUGAUCAGGAUGACCAUGAAUUUUUUGGUUAAGCAUGUUUUAGAUGUGGAAAGAAGGACCCGUUGUUAGGCGAAAUUCAUUUGUUCUUUGAGAUUCGACAAUUCUGAAUAUGGUUGAAGCAGAUGAAGAUAUUUUAUAGCUCAUUAUUGUUGAAUUGAUCAUUGUGGCCUGCAGUUCAAUGUGCUAGAUACACGAA
Messenger RNA from Rhodamnia argentea, 1029 nucleotides. RefSeq names its product probable glutathione peroxidase 5. Gene Ontology annotation, molecular function: glutathione peroxidase activity. The record is from RefSeq and is a predicted model, not a curated record. NCBI's taxonomy places the organism in Eukaryota, Viridiplantae, Streptophyta, Magnoliopsida, Myrtales, Myrtaceae. The transcript is spliced from 6 exons. Gene Ontology annotation, biological process: response to oxidative stress. Bases 147 to 659 code for a protein of 170 amino acids.